Messenger RNA from Trypanosoma cruzi, 852 nucleotides. Its product is annotated as calpain-like cysteine peptidase, putative. The transcript has a single exon. NCBI's taxonomy places the organism in Eukaryota, Euglenozoa, Kinetoplastea, Trypanosomatida, Trypanosomatidae. Gene Ontology annotation, cellular component: motile cilium. Gene Ontology annotation, biological process: cilium assembly. Bases 1 to 852 code for a protein of 283 amino acids. The record is from RefSeq and is a predicted model, not a curated record.
AUGCCCAGGAGAGUUCUGCUGGGCAACUGGUUUGAGGAGGAGGCGUACAUGCGGGAUCGCAGACGCCUCAUGGAGGGUCGUAAUGGUGGCGUCGUGGAUGCCGCACGUGAGACGCAGCUCAUAUUGGCCAAGGUGAAGCACCACAACACGCCAUAUCACUUGUCCCCCAUGCAUGACGACGGCUUUCUACACUUUUACACUCCAGUAAUGCUACAAAAUGCUGAAACACUUGGCUUUAUUUCGCUUGACUUAGAGGAUCGCGCGCUAAAACCCACAGGGUGGCGUGUUGUCUGUUCCACAGCACCAGCCAGCGGUCCGACUUUGCGCAAUUGUUUUUUAUUGGCCCCGGCGCCUACCGGCCCCACAGAUAUGAUUGCUCCACCACCCGAGGAGGAGGACGUGGUGCACUACGGGCAGCCGUUUUUUAUUAUGACCGUGCCAGAGCUGUGUGAUAACCCGCUUUCGCUUGCCUCAGAGCACAAAGGGCCUCAUAGCGCGUCAAAGGUGACAGGAAAGUAUCAAGAUGUGUUUUUUUCACCGGACGGCAACUCCGCGGAGACGAUGUGGGUGGCGGAUUUCUCGAACCCCGAGUAUUGUGAGGACAUGCGUGACAGGCCUGUGAAAGGGGACGCCGUCUUGGUGAUCCGCCACAACCACACCAAUGUCCCACUGGCAAGCACAAAGGCAGUCUUUUACAACGACUUUGGACCGGAGUAUGAGGUCUGCUGCAAUAAGUUUACAAGGAGUCUUAAGGGCCCAUUGACAGAUGAAAAUUACUGGAUCUUUGUUCAUAGUGAGGAGCGUGGAGAAGAGGGUGAAGAAAAACAGGAGCAUGCCUCGACCACUGCUUGA